AUGAUGUCGAAUUUUUUAUUCCAAAUAGCAUUGGAGCUGAUUUUCAUUAAUAAUGAGACUGUUAAUUAAAGGGCUUUAUAAUUUGUAUUAAUUUUGAUUAAUGUUAUUCUCUUUUAAGUAGAAUCAAUUAAAUAUGGCAUCGAUAAUGUAGAUUCUAAUUAUUCUUAUAUAAUUAUAAUGUACUUACUAAAUAACUAUUAAAAUUAGGAAAUUAGAAAGGCAUUUUGGUAAGUAAUUUAUAAAUUUCUACUCUUGAUUCUUUUUUUAAGCUUUUAUUAUUCCAAAGAGGAAUCAAAAGAAUAAAGAAGCAUCGAUUAUUAUUGCAAGAUUGUAAAUUAAAAAUUAAAUAUGGCAAUUGUUAUUUUCUUAUUGCAAGAGAUCAAAGGAUAGGAGCAAAAGUAAAAUAUUUUAUCAACUAUUGAUGAAAAAAUAAUGUCAAAAUAUAACCAGAAUACAAAAAAGAAGGAAUGUGUUAAGCAAGAUACAAAAAGAUCAUCAUUUUAAGAUCUAAGUGAAAUACUCACAGACAGAAAGCAAACUAUCUAAAAAUAUUAAUUAUACUAGUAAUUAGAUCAAACUUUAUUGUUGGAUAUUUUAACUGAAGCAGUAAUUAUUAUAAAAUUUGAAAAAUCAGAGGAACCUCAUAUUUAUAAACCGCGAAUUGAUUAUUAGAAUUAAAUAAGCAAAGCUAUGUUUUAGAAAAACAAUUCAGAUUUGCUCUAAUUUUUUGAAAAAACAACAAGCGAAGUUUUGAGCGAUGACUCACCAGUUAAUCCUAGAAACUCAUUAUUAUCUUUCUAAAGUUUUGCAUAAUAAUAAUACAAAAAUAUGAAAAGAUCUUCCAAAUUUAACCCUUAGUAAUACUUUGUUGCAGAAAAUAAGUAAGAUUAAAAAUCGGCAGGACUCCAUUCUGUUUCCCCAAGAUUAAGAUCUUUAACUACUUAACUUAAUACUAUUUAUAAAUCUUUACUCUAUGUAUAUAAUACUAAGAAAGUACGAUUUGAAAUAAACGGCAAAGUAGAAGCGUUGAUAAUCGAAACCAACUUCGAGAUUGAUAACACAAAAAAAACUGUUGAAAUGCUCGUCACAAUAGGGGGAGAUGAUUUACUUCUUGUGAUUGCUCGAGAUGUAGUGCAUAGGAAAAACAUAAAGGAACUUUUUGAAAUAAAUUAAUCUAAAUCUAAAAUUUUAUCUUUUGUAAGUCAUGAAUUUAGAUCACCUUUGAAUGUUAUGAUAAAUGUCCUUUAAAAUAUGAUGGAGGAUAAAAGUUUAAAAAAUUCUUUAUUGCAGCCUCUCAAAAUAGUGUUGGAGAACUCAUACUAUAUGCUAAACUUAUCAAAUGAUUUACUUGAUUUAGCACAGAUAAAAAAUGAAACUUUUAGUUUAAAUCUAAAAACGAUAGAUAUCAUCUAAUUAGGAGAGGAAUGCAUAAAGAUGUUUUAAUUAUAGGCAGAGCAAAAAAAUAUAAAGUUAAAUGUAAUUACUAAUAUAAAGCCUUUAUAUAUAUAUACUGAUAAAAGUCGAUUGAAAUAGAUAAUUAUAAAUCUUUUAGCAAAUGCAAUGAAAUUCACGUAGAAAGGAAGCAUUUCAAUUAAAAUUAAAUAAAGAGGAUUCUUAGUAGAUGUUGGAGUUGAAGAUACUGGAAUUGGAAUUUCGUAGUAAAAUCAAAAUAAAUUAUUUAAGGCAUUUGUAAAAAUUAAAGAUAGCGAAAAUUAAAAAUUAAAUGAAUAAGGAGUUGGAUUAGGACUUGUAAUUAGUAAUAAAAUAGCAUAACAAUUAUCAUCUGAUGGUUAAGGAUUAAGAGUUAUUUCCAGAGAUACUACACACUUGGAUCAUGGCUCUUUCUUUUAUUUGAUACUAAAAAUUAAAUAAUUUCACGCAAAAAUAACUUCAUCAAAGCUAUAAUAAGUUGAUAUUGAAGAAAUUGAAUCUCCUUUUUCUGAUAAACAUAUUAAAUUAUCAUAAUUUAGAAUGACAUUUAAUAAUGGUCAACAUUCAUUCGCAGAUGAUUAAAGGAUGAUUGAAAAAGCUAAUUGCUAACAUAUUUUGAUUGUUGAUGAUAAUGUAUUUAAUUAAAACAUUUUAGAAAUGCAAAUACAAUAAUUUACAAAAGCUAAAAUUGAUAAAAAUAAUAGUGGAAUUGAAGCUAUUGAAUCGGUGAAAUCAAAGAAGUGCAAUCAAAAUUGUUAAGGCUAUAAUGCUAUAUUUAUGGAUAUGGAAAUGCCUGGUUUAGAUGGGUUUUAGGCAUCUACUUAAAUUUUAUAAUUUAAUGGAAAAAUCAAAAUAUUCAUAGUUUCUGGUUAUGAAAAAUCUCAAUUCGAUGAAGAAAGCAAAAAAAUUGGAAUUCAAGAAUUUAUUGUAAAGCCAAUCUCAAAAGAUAUCAUCUAAAGGAUAAUCCUAGAAAAUCAUUUAUGA
Molecule: messenger RNA, 2415 nt
Organism: Paramecium tetraurelia
Lineage: Eukaryota; Ciliophora; Oligohymenophorea; Peniculida; Parameciidae
Exons: 3
Biological process (GO): phosphorylation; phosphorelay signal transduction system
Molecular function (GO): phosphorelay sensor kinase activity
Source: RefSeq, a predicted model, not a curated record